CCCACCCACGCUCCGCUCGCCUUUAAACUUUUUUUUUUCUGGAAAGAAACGGCAGCCGGUGGACGGUGGUCGUCGUCUUAAAACCGAGCCCCGCCACUCUGUCGCCCACCGCGCCUCCACUCCUCCUCUGCAAUUAUAGCCAGGCCACUCCUCCUUCCCCAGCCCAACGUCUCUCUCUCUCUCUCCCUACCUCGCGUGCCCGGCGUGCGUCCAGAGAACCAGCCAUGGCGACAAUGCCGCCGGACCAACAACGCGCCGCCAUGUCCGAGCCCCUGCUCCCCUGGCCGGCCUCCCUCCCCUCCUCCGCCUCCUCCUCCUUCUCGGCGUCGGCGUCCUCCCACUCCUUCUCGGCGUCCUCCUCCCCGGCCGACGCGGCGCCGGCGCGCGGAGAGCCGUCGGCGGCGUGGAAGGCGCUGGCCGUGCUGCGGGACGCGCACAGCCCGGGCGCCGGCUCCGUGUCCUGCCUCUCGCUCUGCGGCGAGUUCCUGCUCAGCGCCUCCACGGGCGCCGACAUCGUGGCCUGGCAGCAGCCGGACCUCCGCCUCUUCGCGCGCUUCGGGCAUGGUGGCGAGGGCGCCGUCAAGGCGCUGGCGGCGGCCGGCGGGCGGGUGUUCUCCGCGCACCAGGACGGCCGCGUGCGCGUCUGGCGCGUGUCGCGCCGCUCCGAGAACGCGUUCAAGCUCGUCGCCGCGCUGCCCACCACCAGGGACUACCUGGGCCGGGUGUUCCGCCAGGCCAGCUACGUGCAGGCCGGGCCCCGCCGCGGCCGGCGCGGCGGGCGUCGGCUCUGGAUCGAGCACGCCGACAGCAUCUCCUGCCUCGCCGUCGCCGCGCAGGACGGCGUCGUGUACUCCGGAUCAUGGGACCGGACGCUCAAGGUGUGGCGCAUGUCCGACCUCCGGUGCCUCGAGUCCGUGCGCGCCCACGACGACGCCAUCAACGCCGUCGCCGCCGACUGCGGCGUCGUGUACUCGGCUUCCGCCGACGGCCGCGUCAAGGCGUGGGAGAGGGGCAAGGCCGGCGCCGGCGCGCACACCCUCCUGGCCGUCCUCGUCGCCCGUGACGGCGUGUCCUGGAACGCCGUCGCGGCGAGCGGCGACGCUGGGGCCGCGGGGCGGCGCGUGUAUGCGGCUGGCUCGGACGGGCACGUCCUUGCCUGGCACCGGCACGGCACGCGGUGGAGCCUCGCGUGCGACGUGAAGGCACACGCCAUGGCCGUGUUGUGCAUGUGCAUGGCCGGCGACCUGGUGUGCACCGGCUCCGCGGACAAGACCAUCGGCUUAUGGCGCCGGCAGCCAUGCGGCGGCCUCGCCAAGGUGGGCGCCGUCGGAGGCCACGAGGGCCCUGUGAAAUGCAUCCAGGCCUCCCUGUGCAGGGCCAGCAAUGGCUACAUGGUGUACAGCGGCGGGUUGGACAAGAGCAUCAGAGUCUGGUGGGUGCCGAAUGGUGCCAACGGCGAUGAGCGGCCGCGAGAAACGAAUGGUGCCAUCAGAGUCCCUGCGUGUUCUUGAGGUGAAGCGUGUGAUUUGUCCGGCUUGCCUAGAAGAGUGUACAUUUUUUUCGAGAGGAUUCUUGGGUCUGUAAAAUUUACCAGAGGAAGGGUGUUGUUCAGAUUGUUUUGGGUUUGGUUUUCUAGAUUUAAAUUUUUAAGGGACACACAAACUAGUCAUAGGUUGUUGGGUGUAAAAUAGUUGUAGACUGUAAAGUAUACUUUGUUUUCUAUAUAGGUUUUCUUAAUGGAAAAAGUAUGUUUUGGUC
This is a messenger RNA of Triticum aestivum (bread wheat), 1758 nucleotides long. Its product is annotated as protein JINGUBANG-like. The transcript has a single exon. The record is from RefSeq and is a predicted model, not a curated record. Lineage: Eukaryota; Viridiplantae; Streptophyta; Magnoliopsida; Poales; Poaceae. The coding region runs from base 225 to 1511 and encodes 428 amino acids. Gene Ontology annotation, molecular function: protein binding.